Molecule: messenger RNA, 756 nt
Organism: Fusarium graminearum PH-1
Lineage: Eukaryota; Fungi; Ascomycota; Sordariomycetes; Hypocreales; Nectriaceae
Exons: 1
Coding region: 1-756 (251 amino acids)
Source: RefSeq, a predicted model, not a curated record
AUGCUUAUACCUAUCAUCCUCAACUUUAUCCUCCUGGCAACAGCCCUCCCCUACUCCCCGCCCUACCAACACAUCGGCUGCAUCUCAACAUCAACCAAAGUAUCCUUUUCACCCUCCUUUCUACAAGCUCCCUUCACCGUACCUCAAUGUCUCCAAUCAUGCGCCAAAGCAGCAACACUCAUCGCCAUAGGUGUGGGUUCUUGUUUCUGCGACGCCGGCGGCUCGUCAGCAUCAUUCGAACUCAUCGAUGAACAACUGUGCAAUGUCCUCUGCACCCAAGACGACGAAAGUGGCGGACGAUGCGGAGGAGAAGGUGUUUUGAGUUUAUAUCAGCUCUCGGAAUGUGAUGGGGGCGAUUGUUUGGCCAAGAAUGGAACUGUACCUCCCGUCGUGCAAAAGCCGUCGCCCUGUACGAAUUGUAAUGGAACUGGGACACCUGUUCCUCUUCCCGCACCAACCCAGACUCAGCAGCAACAAGCUACGGAGGUUAUUUGUCCACCUGAGGGUUGUGCGACUGUUAUUCCGUUGCCCGUAUCAACGCCUUCUGGGAACUCAACUGGGAAGACGUGUCCUUCAGGAGGAUGCGGCGCCAACAAGCAAGCUGGCAACCAGGAUGGCUCGUCUCAAUCACCAUCCGGCUCACCCGGCAAAGGAUCCAACGAAGCACCGAGGCUUGCAAGCGAUAGCCCGAGGCUAUAUGCACCUAGUAUACUAUCAGCUAUUACUGCUGUUAUCUUUGGGUUAUGCUUGCUAUAG